Messenger RNA from Daucus carota subsp. sativus, 1470 nucleotides. RefSeq lists its product as uncharacterized. The transcript has 4 exons. Gene Ontology annotation, cellular component: super elongation complex. NCBI's taxonomy places the organism in Eukaryota, Viridiplantae, Streptophyta, Magnoliopsida, Apiales, Apiaceae. Gene Ontology annotation, molecular function: transcription elongation factor activity. The record is from RefSeq and is a predicted model, not a curated record. Gene Ontology annotation, biological process: regulation of DNA-templated transcription; transcription elongation by RNA polymerase II. The coding region runs from base 124 to 1125 and encodes 333 amino acids.
AGUGAAAUAGUUUCUUCAAAAAAAAAAAACGAUAGUGAAUAGUAUUCCCCUGCCCUCUGCCCCUCUUGGUCUGGUCAUCCAUAUCUGGAACCCUAACUAAUCCAAAGAUCAAUUGAUCAAUCAAUGGCUAACAUCAACAACAAAGACGAACCCAGCACUGCUCCCACCCCCGAUCGCUGGUAUAAUCUCAAUCUCGGCUCCUCCUUCAAGGAUCAUCACCCCUCCUCCAAGUUCUGCACUCUUCGCUAUGAAUUUAAGCCAGCGUCGAUAGAUAAGAACCAGACAGGAACAUUGACUAAAAACAAGGACAACAGAGUUACUGUUGAAUUUCAGAAUAAUCAGCAGGGUAAGCCGAAAGUCACAUUUGAAGGUAGUAGUGAGGAAUAUAAGGAUAAUGAUGCAGUGUUGUUUUUUGAUGGGGAGACUUUUCGGUUAGAGAGGUUGCAUCGUGCUGUUAAACGUUUGAGGCAUGUGCGCACACGUGGCGAAUCUGCUGCUUCUGUUGCUGGGGCCAAUACUGUUGGGAUGAAUGCUGUUGACGCUAGUUCGCCACCUGUUGGCAAGGCGAAUAAGUUUCAGUCAGCUAAUAAAGGAACAAAUCUUCCAGUGUCGGUUGAGGUGGAAAGAAUUGAAAUUGGAGACUUCAAGAGUUUAGAUUCUAAACCUAGGACUGAAAGGACAUUUGGUUCUCCUACUUCCCGUCCGAGUUUGCAAAAUACUUCACCGGAUAUGAAGUCGCCGGAUGCCAAGAUUGAUGACCUGGAUGAACAAUUGGAUAUACUUAACAAUGAUGAUGAAGAUGCUGCAGAAGAAUCCAAUAGAAGAAAUGUAUUUGAGAAGGAAUUUCAUUCAGGGAUUGACAUCAACAUGCCGCAGCAAAAUGACACAGAUGACGAAAUAGCUGAAAUAGAUGUUAGUGAUGAUGAUGUGGAUAAAGGCCCCAAUGCUGCAGAAGCUCUCAGGGAACAAGAUAAUGCUGAGGGAAGGGCAGCACAAACUUCAAGUUCGAGUAGCAGUGAGAGCGGAAGUAGCGGUAGUGGGAGUAAAAGCAGUAGUGAGAGUGGGAGUGGAAGUGGAAGCAGCAGCAGUGAUGGUGGCAGCAGUGAUGAAGUCACCUCAAUCUGAUACUUUUGUUGUUCUUAGCAAUGACAAGAACAUUAUACGUCAUACCUAGCAGUAAGGUAAUUUGUGUUACCAUCACAUGGUGCAAUGCCAAGGACAUCAUUUAACCUCUGGGGACAGGUAUACAAGUGGAGCACGGCUGACAUUCCAAGCUCCGCUGUUUGUUUAUGGUCAACGUACAUUCUUAUAGGCAAAACUUCGCAGCAGAAGUGAAAAGGAAUUACUAUAUUACAGCCUAUAUAUUCUUAAUCCUUUUAUUGUUUGUUAUAUUAUUGAUUCUGUCCUUUUUUCUUGACUAAAACUUGUAUUCCAACUAUUCAUAUAUAUUCAAAAGGCUGUUUCGUUUCC